AUGUGCCCGGAGGAGGGCGGCGCGGCUGGGCUGGGUGAGCUCCGCUCCUGGUGGGAAGUCCCGGCCAUCGCGCACUUCUGCUCGCUCUUUCGUACCGCGUUCCGCCUGCCGGACUUUGAGAUCGAGGAGUUAGAAGCUGCUCUUCACAGAGAUGACGUGGAGUUUAUCAGUGACCUGAUCGCCUGCCUGCUUCAGGGCUGUUAUCAACGAAGAGAUAUCACGCCUCAGACAUUCCACAGCUACCUAGAGGACAUCAUCAACUAUCGCUGGGAGCUUGAAGAAGGAAAACCCAACCCUCUGAGAGAAGCCAGUUUCCAAGAGCUGCCUCUGCGCACUCGUGUGGAGAUACUACACCGCCUUUGUGAUUAUCGGCUAGAUGCAGAUGAUGUCUUCGAUCUUCUCAAGGGUCUGGAUGCAGAUAGUCUCCGUGUGGAACCACUGGGAGAAGACAAUUCUGGGGCACUCUAUUGGUAUUUCUAUGGAACACGAAUGUACAAGGAGGACCCCGUACAAGGAAAAUCCAAUGGAGAAAUCUCUUUGAGCAGGGAAAGUGAAGGACAAAAAAAUGUCUCAAAUGUUCCUGGAAAAACAGGAAAAAGAAGAGGAAGACCUCCAAAACGGAAAAAACUACAGGAGGAGAUUACAGUGAGUGAAAAGCAGGAAGAAAACUCCUUGGCAUCAGAGCCACAGACAAGAAAUGGGUCCCAAGGGCCAGGCCAAGGCACUUGGUGGCUCCUGUGCCAAACGGAAGAAGAAUGGAGACAGGUCACUGAGAGUUUUCGAGAGAGGACCUCCCUGCGAGAACGGCAACUCUACAAGCUCCUCAGUGAGGACUUCCUGCCCGAGAUCUGCAACAUGAUUGCCCAGAAGGGAAAGCAUCCAUAGCACACAAAAGCAGAGUUACAACCCAGGUGGAUGUCUGACCACCUGUCUGUCAAUUCCGUCAAGCAUGAGGAAACUCCUGUGCUUACCAGAAUAGAAAAACAAAAGCGCAAAGAAGAGGAAGAAGAACGUCAAAUUCUUCUAGCUGUGCAGAAGAAGGAGCAGGAACAGAUGCUAAAGGAAGAGAGGAAACGGGAGUUGGAGGAAAAGGUCAAGGCAGUAGAAGAUCGAGCUAAGAGGAGAAAGCUCAGGGAAGAACGGGCAUGGCUGCUGGCUCAAGGAAAAGAGCUCCCCCCAGAACUUUCACAUCUGGACCCCAAUUCCCCCAUGAGGGAAGAAAAAAAGACUAAGGACCUCUUUGAGUUGGAUGAUGAUUUCACUGCCAUGUAUAAAGUUCUAGAUGUGGUAAAGGCUCACAAGGAUUCCUGGCCUUUUUUGGAACCUGUGGAUGAAUCUUAUGCCCCUAACUAUUACCAGAUUAUUAAGGUCCCCAUGGAUAUUUCAAGUAUGGAGAAGAAACUGAAUGGAGGUUUAUACUGUACCAAGGAGGAAUUUGUAAAUGACAUGAAGACUAUGUUCAGGAAUUGUCGAAAAUAUAAUGGGGAAAGUAGUGAGUAUACCAAGAUGUCUGACAAUUUAGAGAGGUGUUUCCAUCGGGCGAUGAUGAAGCAUUUUCCUGGCGAAGAUGGAGACACAGAUGAAGAAUUUUGGAUCAGAGAGGAUGAAAAGCGGGAGAAGAAACGGAGUCGCGCUGGACGAAGUAGUGGGAGCCAUGUUUGGACCCGCUCCAGAGAACCCGAUGGGCUAGGCAGGAAACAGCAGCCCGUGGAGAAUGGAGGGAAGUCACUGCCACCUGCACGCCGUCGUGCUUCCUCUUCUGGGGACGAUCAGAGUAGCAGUUCCUUGCAGCCCCCCCGAGAGGUGGGCGCUUCCAACGGCCAAGGCUUUUCUCGUUCCCUGCAUUACGGUGGGGUGCCCAACCAGGCACCUCUUUUAAACCAGAUGAGGCCAGCAGUACCAGGAACAUUUGGCCCUCUUCAGGGAUCAGAUCCUGCCAUUUUAUAUGGUUCCUCUAGAGUCCCAGAACCACAUCCUGGAGAGCCUGUUCAGCAGCAUCAACCCUUUGCCAUGCAGCCUCCAGUUGGAAUGAACAACCACCGAGGACCCAGGCUAGGAGCACCUGAAGAGAAACACAUGUGUGGGGGGCUGACACACUUUUCUAACAUGGGCUCACAUCCUGGAUCCUUGCAGCUUGGGCAGAUGAGUGGCCCCAGUCAGGAUGGAAACAUGUAUCCCCCAGCUCAAUUCCAGCCAGGAUUUAUUCCUCCAAGGCAUGGUGGGACUCCAGCCCGACCCCCAGACUUUCCCGAAAGCUCAGAAAUUCCUCCAAGCCACAUGUACCGAUCAUACAAGUACCUGAAUCGAGUGCACUCUGCUGUCUGGAAUGGGAACCAUGGUGCUACAAACCCAGGACCCUUGGGGCCAGAUGAGAAGCCCUCCCUGGGGCCAGGACCCUCUCACCAGCCUCACACUCUUGGUCAUAUGAUGGAUUCCCGAGUGAUGAGACCACCUCUCCCUCCAAACCAGUGGACUGAACAGUCAAGCUUCCUACCUCAUGGAGUUCCUUCAUCAGGGUAUCUGCGCCCACCCUGUAAAUCUGCUAUACAUCGGUUACAGCCUCCAGCCACAGCACAUGGUUCUCUGUUUGGAGCACCUUCCCAGGCUCUGCGGGGGGUCCAAGGAGGGGACUCCAUGAUGGACAGCCCAGAGAUGAUUGCCAUGCAGCAGCUUUCCUCCCGUGUUUGCCCACCAGGUGUGCCUUACCACCCCCGACAGCCCACUCCUCCCCAUUUAUCUGGCCCUUUUCCACAGGUAGCUCACUCAGCAUCAGUAAGUGUAUCCGCCCCCAAGCCUGCCUUGGGGAACCCUGGGAGGACACAGGAUAACAGUGAAACAAAAGAGCCUGAGAAUGACCGAGCAGAGCCAUUGCCUGCACUUGAGGAGAAACCACCAAGCAUUGGUGCUUCAGAGGAGGUGUACCUCAAACAACUACCUCACCCUGCACCUCCUCUGCAGACUGACUGCACCAGACAGAGCUUACCCCAAGAAGGGGAGACAGAGGGCCCAGAGCUCAAAAGCGACUCCUCAGAAUCUGGAGACAACUGCAAAGCAACCAAGGGGAAGAAUACCUGGCCCUCAGAUAGCAGCUACAGCAGCCCAGCUGCCCAAGGAUGUAUGAGAGACCUCUCCACUGUGGCAGAGAGAGGGGCUUUACCUGAAAAUGGAGUGAUUGGUGAACCAUCCCCUUGUGGAUCAGAGGGGAAGAAUCUUGGUGGUAGCGGUUCAGAAAAGCCACUCUGCUCCAGAGGCAAAACAUUGCAGGAAACCAUGCCAUGUACAGGACAGAACACAACUACGCCUCCCAACACAGAUCCCAAUUUGAUGGGAGGCCCUGUAAGCCAGUUUUCUCCCCUGUACAUGCCAGGCCUGGAGUAUCCAAAUACAGCUGCACAUUACCACAUCAGUCCAGGCCUGCAAGGUGUGGGCCCUGUGAUGGGAGGGAAGUCCUCAGUAUCACAUCCUCAGCAUUUCACCCCUAGGGGCUUUCAAUCUAAUAGCCCUCAUUCUGGCAUCUUUCCCCGAUAUCGCCCCCACCAAGGAAUGAGGUAUUCCUACCAGCCACCGCCUCAGCCUUCCUAUCAUCAUUAUCAGCGAACUCCUUAUUACACAUGUCCACAGGGCUUUUCUGACUGGCAAAGACCUUUCCAUCCUCAGGGAAGCCCAAGUGGGCCCCCAUUUACUCAGCCUCCCCCACCAAGGCCCAGCUUCUCAGAUAAGAAUGCCAUGGUUAGCCUACAAGGCUGUGAGACGCUGAAUGCUGCCUUAACUUCCCCAGCCCAGAUGGAUGCAGUGGCUACUAAGGUUGUCCCAACUGACGGGCAGAAUCCUGAUCCAGAGGAAGAGAAGCUGGAUGAAUCUAUGGAGAGGCCAGAGAGUCCCAAAGAGUUUUUAGACUUGGACAACCAUAAUGCAGCUACCAAGCGACAAAGUUCAUUGUCAGCCAAUGAAUAUCUUUAUGGAACUCCCCCUCCAUCUCUGAGUUCAGGGAUGGGUUUUGGUUCAUCUACUUUCCCACCCCGUGGUGUGAUGCUACAAACGGGGCCUCCUUAUACACCUCAGCGGCCAGCCAGUCACUUCCAGCCCAGGGCUUAUUCUUCCCCUGUGGCUGCUCACCCACCUCACCAUCCAGUGGCUGCCCAACCUAAUGGCCUCCCUCAGGAAGGCCCCAUCUACCGCUGCCAGGAAGAAGGCAUUGGUCACUUUCAAGCUGUAAUGAUGGAACAAAUUGGCACUGGAAGUGGGAUAAGGGGACCUUUCCAGGAAAUGUACAGACCAUCAGGAAUGCAGAUGCAUCCUGUCCACUCACAGUCCUCGUUCCCAAAGACCCCAGCACCAGCAACAUCGAAGGAAGAGCUGCCACCACAUAAGCCCCCAACACUUCCUCUGGAUCAGGUUGUCAUCUCCCUGGUCCUGUCCAAACCUCUUGGCUGCUGCCAUAAACCUGAACCCUUUGAGCCCCUACUCAGCAUCCUGUAUCAGCUUUCCAUUGCCCACCUGAAAAAGGAAAAAGAAAAUAAUCAUUUAGUGGACACCCUUUAUAUCCAGGCACUGUUCUAA
Molecule: messenger RNA, 4560 nt
Organism: Trichechus manatus latirostris (Florida manatee)
Lineage: Eukaryota; Metazoa; Chordata; Mammalia; Sirenia; Trichechidae
Product: cat eye syndrome critical region protein 2
Exons: 19
Biological process (GO): chromatin remodeling; single fertilization
Cellular component (GO): CERF complex
Molecular function (GO): protein binding
Source: RefSeq, a predicted model, not a curated record